AGUGGCCAAUAUUUGUUCUGAAAGCGUUGUUCUAAUUUUAUAGUCGUUGAACCCACUAAGAAAUAUCACUUUUCUCAGUAAUAACAUUUUAAAAUAUUGAUCAUAGCGUAGGUGCACAGUUUAAAGUAAUCUCAAAAGGUUUAGAGAAACUCCCUUUGACUCUCUGCAAUGGCGCCGCUCUUUGAUGAAACGCUGUCAGGACACUUGUUGGGCCCAACGCUUGUUUUGAUCAGAACCUCUGAAGGAAGCUGGCUGGUGUUAGAGACGUAUGAGCCAGAGAUUUCGACAGCAAUGGGCUCGACUGCAGAUGGCUGCAUUCAAUUCACACGCCAUGCAGGCGACGUCCUGCUCAACUUCAACCGCCUUCGCAGCCGGGAUAUCCUCACUGAUGUCACCAUACAGGUGGACGGACAGCAUUUUCAUGCUCACAAGGCCAUCUUGGUAGCCUGCAGUGGCUUCUUCUAUUCUGUGUUCAUGGACCCCAAGAACACAAACCUCAGUGCCAUCAGCUUAGACCCCAAAGUGGACCCCAAAGGGUUCUCCAUCCUGCUGGACUUCAUGUACACGUCCUGUCUGGACCUUAAGGACAGCCUCGUCCUGGCCACCAUGAACACAGCCAUCUACCUCCAGAUGGAACACGUGGUCGACACCUGCCACAGGUUCAUCAAUUCCAGCCAUCAGAUUGAAGAGGCACAGAUCAACUCAUCACAUCUGGCUGAGGAGAUCCCUGCUCUGAGGCCUGUUGAUGAGAACGAGCCGGAAUUUAGAAACAACCACACUUCAAUCACGUCCCCUCUCCGGGAGUGCAGGGGCUACACUACCAGUGUUUUCAGGGGGAUCAACACCUCCGGCUCCUAUCAUGUCUACGGUGAUUCCCACGUCCCUGCUGGGAAGCUGGAAGGUUCCCAUAAGGUCAGCGACCUUCCUAGAGGAGGGGCUUUGUCCCAGCAACGAUUCUCACAGGUACCCAGCGCCAACAUGGGUCACAAGGAGUCCUCCACCAUCAUCUCCCACCCCAGCUUCCCCACCACUAUCAUCCGACCCGCAGGAGCCCAGAGGCCCGUCUCUCCCAUGGUCGAAGAAAGCAUACAGCAUCCACAAACCAGCUGCCUAAGAUCGUCUCCAGGUUUGAGCAAAGGUGUGAUUUGUAGCCCUCAAAGCCCCCUCAGAUCUGACUGCCAGCCCAACUCGCCCACUGAGUCCAACAGCAGCAGAAACGCCACGCUGAGCCUCAGACAGCCCUCAGACUGUCCCAAUGACAGCAAGGCCCGCAACUGGAAGAAGUACAAGUUGAUCGUUAUGAACCAAACUCCUGACGAGAAUGAAAAAGAAACUUGGGGAGGCAGCGCUGAAGCUACACACAUGUCCCCUACCCUGAGCCCCUGCAGGAGUGCUGCAGCAGGUGGACACAGUGAGGUGCAGGCCGAAGAGGGAGCCAGCGAGCACAGAGAAGAAAUCCUCAUGUCUCAGAGUGUCGACAGCUGCAGCAGCAGCACCUGUAGCAGCAUCAGCUACCGCAGAUGCUCGUCCUGCGGCUGUGACAGCUCCCAGUGCAUGGACAUGGGUCACCUCUCUCCUGACUCCUACGGACGAGAUGACACCACCAAGCUACACUCAGAGUAUUCCUCCUCCGGCUGUGAAAGCAACAUCUACUUCUGUAACGGGUGUGACUCCAAGUUCCCAGAGGAAGAUUCCCUGAAAGAACACAUGGCCCAGGUGCACAGUGACAAGCCAUACAAGUGUGAUUGCUGCCAGGCUGCGUUCCGCUAUAAGGGCAACCUGGCCAGUCACAAGACCGUUCACACCGGUGCGAAGCCCUACCACUGCAACAUCUGCGGGGCUCAGUUCAACCGGCCAGCAAACCUCAAGACCCACACCCGCAUCCACUCCGGAGAAAAGCCAUACAAGUGUGAGACAUGCGGCUCCAGAUUUGUCCAGGUGGCCCAUCUCCGCGCCCACGUGUUGAUUCACACAGGAGAGAAGCCGUACCCUUGCGAGAUCUGCGGAACUCAUUUCCGCCACCUACAGACGCUCAAGAGCCACAUGCGCAUUCACACUGGAGAGAAGCCUUAUCAUUGUGAAAAAUGUGACCUUCACUUCAGACACAAGAGUCAGCUGAGGCUUCAUCUGCGACAGAAGCACGGUGCGGUCACUAACACCAAGGCUCAGUACCGCAGGACUCCCAGCAACAUGAUCACGGGCCUGCUGAGCUCCUGCUGAGCCCGCUCUGUCCGCUCUGCUCCCCUUUUGCAUCGGCCGCAGUGUUGUCAAAAGAUUCUUUGUUUUUUAACAAACAGAAACAUAAAUAUUAUAUAUAUGUUUGCCCUUUAUGCAUUAGUAAAUGAUGCACAUUUCUUUUUGGUAUUUCAAAGAUUGUAGAAGUUUAUGCUUUCGCUGUGAAUGUCUUAACAGAAUGUACGUUUUGAAUGUGAAUGAGAGCAGGCAUUUCUCUUUUUGGCAAAUCACUUAACAGAAUGUCAGCGUUGAAGGACGGUCCUCUUUCUUAUUCGGACACAAAUCACUGUUACAGUUUUGCUUUGGAUAUUGGUAUGAAUUUUCCCAGCAAUGUGGUCACAGUUAUUUUUCAUUAGGUUGUUUUUUGUAUAUAAGAUAAUAUAUAUUUUCAGAUUGCCAUCUGCUGGCAGAGUACGAAUAUAUUUGCGUUACGAUUGUCAAUAACACAACGGCUUGUUAUUUUUGCCAUUUUGUAGUUUGUGGUACGUAUUGUGAUAUGUACAUAUUGUCAUUCAUUUAAAAGAAAGAUUGUUAUGUAUAUAUUCUUCUUUUUUUCAACCAUUUAUAGCCUGUUGGUGUUUUGCACAUACUCAUAAUGCUAUAAUUCAUAUAUUUUCAUACUUUUCAUUCAGAUAAUUGUACUUUAAAGCUCUUGACAUGUUGACAUUGUUUGUUAGACCCAGCACUUGCUAUUUUCUUAUUUAUACUCAUUUGUCUUUGCUGUAUUCCAUUACAUUUUGGUGCUGCAAUGAUCCAGCUGGAUUCAUAACAUUUGAUCCUAUUUUAUCUAACCAUGUGUAUUAUAGUGCAUCUGUACAAAGCAGUGUAUUAAUAGUGCCUUACAUUCAGACUUCUGUAUUUGCUACCAUCCCAGUCUACCUAUAAAUAUGUUAUAACUUUGACGAUAUGAAAGCUACGGUAGUUAUGAACUGCUGUUGUGAUGCAGUUCACUUUUGGUAAAUUGCCCUGUUGUCAUGUGUUUGCAUGGCUGGUACUUUUGUUGUGGAAGCUGAUUAUCUGUUGAGUGUAGCUCUUAUAAUGCAGACGCACCAGGCCUCAAGCUAAAAAACGCUCAGGAAUAUUAGUAAUAUGUAAGUAAAUGUCUUUGUAACUGCAGAUUAUAUAUAUAUAUAUAUAUAUAUAUAUAUAUAUUAAAACAAAUAUAUAUAUAUAUGAUACAUGAAAAUAAAAAUGUAUUAUGUAGCA
Cottoperca gobio is the source of this 3441-nucleotide messenger RNA. RefSeq names its product BCL6A transcription repressor b (gene bcl6ab). The transcript has 9 exons. The coding region runs from base 169 to 2220 and encodes 683 amino acids. The record is from RefSeq and is a predicted model, not a curated record. NCBI's taxonomy places the organism in Eukaryota, Metazoa, Chordata, Actinopteri, Perciformes, Bovichtidae. Gene Ontology annotation, biological process: regulation of transcription by RNA polymerase II. Gene Ontology annotation, molecular function: DNA-binding transcription factor activity, RNA polymerase II-specific; RNA polymerase II cis-regulatory region sequence-specific DNA binding; protein binding.